Messenger RNA from Lasiosphaeria miniovina, 588 nucleotides. RefSeq lists its product as uncharacterized. The transcript has 2 exons. Lineage: Eukaryota; Fungi; Ascomycota; Sordariomycetes; Sordariales; Lasiosphaeriaceae. The record is from RefSeq and is a predicted model, not a curated record. Bases 1 to 588 code for a protein of 195 amino acids.
AUGCCCGAGUUUGGUGUUGAUUCUAUCCUCUGUGAUAACCAGGCGUAUGGUCUGCGUGUUGUCACAGUACAGCUUCAGGGAUUCCUCUGGGUCCAGGGCGAUGCUAAUAAGCAAGCGUUCCAGGUCCGGGGCAAUGCUGAUGAGCAGGCGUUUGAGAGCAACAGCUUCCGAGGCUGUUCUACCUUCAGGCGAGCUCAGUCUCACAACCUAAGCGAGACUGAGGGCACGCUAGUGAUCGAGGACUUCCUGACCGCUCUUCAGAAGCGCAUUGCACCGGACUGGGCGCAGAGCGAGCUAGCCAAGCUGGUCCGGGACGACGCUCUCGGCAACAAGACUCUCACCUUCGAGCAGUACGGCACUUGGUUCGCUGCUCUGAUGCACGAAAACGGCCUUGGCGCGACUUCAAAGGACUCUGGGGUGUUCACCACGAUGUUUCCGAAGCCCGAGAAGCAGCCGGCCGGAGCUCGCAAGGCCAGAGGUGGAAACCUCUGCCCCUGCAAGAAGGGGGGUGAGAAGCACCACCGGGAGCCUAGGUUCUGCUUUCGCCUGCGCGAAGCGAUCACGGGCAAGCGCAUAUCAACUCAUUGA